Trichoderma aggressivum f. europaeum is the source of this 1089-nucleotide messenger RNA. RefSeq lists its product as uncharacterized. NCBI's taxonomy places the organism in Eukaryota, Fungi, Ascomycota, Sordariomycetes, Hypocreales, Hypocreaceae. The coding region runs from base 1 to 1089 and encodes 362 amino acids. The transcript is spliced from 2 exons. The record is from RefSeq and is a predicted model, not a curated record.
AUGGCAGAUAAACCCACAGAUCAGGACCAAUGUCAACAAGUUUCGGCUGGCGACAAGCACAAAACCGAGGUGGAAAAUCCAGAUGCAAAGCGAACCAAGAUCAAAACAGAAACGUCUCUCGAUGAAACCAACGAAAAUGGCAAGGAGGAAAAACAAAGCGCUCAUCAAGACGUGAAGCAAGAGAUGGAAGAUUCCAAGGCUGAUGUUAAAUCUGAAGAUGACGCAAAGUCUACGCCCAAAUCAGACACAGAUGUUCCCUCGAGUAUUCUCGAAAAGGGCAUCAUCUAUUUCUUUAUGCGAGGACGCGUGGAUGUCGAGAGACCAGAGGAAGUGGGAGAUAUUGCGAGAACGUUUAUUAUUCUGAGGCCAAUUCCACACGACGCAAAGCUGAGCGAAGGGCCACUUUCGGAUGCUGGAACCUCGCGAAUCCUCAUUCUACCAAAGAAAGUGCUCCCAACCAGUGGCAGAGAUCGUUUCAUGGCGUUUGUAGAGAAGUCUGGGGCAUCGUAUGAUGAAAUCAAGGGCCAGUUUCUCGCUGGUGAGGCGUACGAGACCAAGACAAAAGGCACCAGGCACACUCCAGCAGCCACACCAAUAGGCGAAGGUGUUUACGCUAUAACGACUACUGGGCGAGCGAGCCAUCUUGCGUACAUGAUUACCAUUCCGGAGAAGCUCGGUGAGGUACAGAAAGACCUUGGAGUGAAGGAACAAGGAAGUUUCAUCAUCAGCACCAAGAACCCAAGGUAUCCAGCACCGGCUUCUGCCCGUCUGCCCAAAGGACCAGAAUAUCCCAAAGAGAUCCUUGAGGAAUUCCGAGACUUGAGGUGGAUUCCAUCUCGGCCGAAUCACCUUGACCACGACAAUGCUCAAGUUCUACUUAUUGGAGAGUCAUCUGGGAUCAAGAAAGCCCUAGAGGUUCAAGACGACGACGAGAAGGCACCAAAACAAGAGCCCCUUGAGGAGAUGGAGGAACUGGAAGAGAAAGACCUGAAGCGAAUGCAUCAGCUGUCGGGAGAUCACUCUGCGGCAAUCUACGCGGACUUGAAGGUUCAUGCAGAAGACUACCCCAAGUUGCAGACUACCUUUUAG